This is a messenger RNA of Musca vetustissima, 2412 nucleotides long. RefSeq names its product splicing factor 3A subunit 1 (gene Sf3a1). Gene Ontology annotation, biological process: regulation of alternative mRNA splicing, via spliceosome; mRNA cis splicing, via spliceosome. Gene Ontology annotation, molecular function: RNA binding; protein binding. The record is from RefSeq and is a predicted model, not a curated record. Gene Ontology annotation, cellular component: U2 snRNP; catalytic step 2 spliceosome; U2-type prespliceosome. Lineage: Eukaryota; Metazoa; Arthropoda; Insecta; Diptera; Muscidae.
CAGACCGCAAGCAUGCCAUCGCUAGAAGCCGAAACGGCUGUUGAUAAUAAUCAACAGUCAAAACCAAUGUCGGGGCCAAUCAUAGGCAUUAUCUAUCCUCCACCGGAGGUUAGAAAUAUUGUCGACAAAACUGCCAGUUUUGUUGCACGCAAUGGUCCCGAGUUUGAGGCACGAAUCCGGCAAAAUGAAUUGGGCAAUCCGAAAUUUAAUUUCUUGAGCUCUGGAGAUCCUUAUCAUGCAUAUUAUAGGCAUAAGGUGAAUGAGUUCAGGGAAGGCAAGGGUAAGUAGCGGUUAUAUUUUUUUAUCUAUGAUACAAAACUAAUUAGUAUGAUUUUUAUUACAGAUGCCUCGGCCCCAAGUGUUUUGACGGGUAUUAAACAAUUAUCGGUAACAAGUGCUGCCCAACAAAAGCAACAAGAAUUAUUGAAACAAGUCGCGGAGCAGCAAUUUGUACCCAAAGAUCCUCCGGCAGAAUUUGAAUUUAUUGCAGAUCCACCAUCAAUAUCUGCAUUGGAUUUGGACAUUGUAAAGUUGACUGCCCAAUUUGUGGCCCGUAAUGGUCGUCAAUUUUUGACCAAUCUCAUGAAUCGUGAACAGCGUAAUUUCCAAUUCGAUUUCUUACGGCCACAACAUUCAUUAUUCCAGUAUUUCACUAAACUCCUUGAACAAUAUACAAAAAUUCUGAUACCUCCCAAAGAUUUAUUGGGUAAGCUACGCGCUGAAAGUGGAAACCAACGUGUCUCUAUGAAUAUCGUGUUGGAGCAGGUGAAAUAUCGUGCCAACUGGCAACGGCAUCAAGAGGCUCAAAAACGUCGUGAAGAGGAAAAGGUGGAAAAGGAGAGAGUUGCAUAUGCUCAAAUUGAUUGGCAUGACUUCGUUGUGGUCGAAACUGUUGAUUAUCAACCAUUCGAGACGGGUAAUUUUCCACCACCCACAACACCCGAAGAAGUUGGUGCUCGUGUCCUCAUGGAGGAACGUUUACAAGAGGAAGAAGGUGACAUUGAAAUGCAAAUUGAAUCCGACGAGGAAGACAGCGAUGAAGAAACUACUGGACCAAGUGCUGUUAAACUCUCACAAAUGGAAAAUCGUACUGGUAUUCACAUGAAGGAAGCAACAUAUCAAAGUCAAGCUUCGAAAAAAGACAAUACACAAGUGCAAGAUAUGGAUGAAGCUUCAAGUGACGAAGAGUCACCAUCAACGGCUAAAAUGCAACCACCUGUUGCACCACUCAUGCCACCGACACACGAUAAAGUUGUUGUCAAGAAAUACGAUCCUAAAGCUUCACAGGCGAAGCCCGUCAAACCAACGCCUACAGAUGAAUUUCUUAUUUCACCAAUUACGGGCGAGAAAAUUCCUGCAUCUAAAGUUGCCGAACAUAUGCGUAUUGGUCUUUUGGAUCCACGCUGGGUAGAACAACGUGACAAACAUACUGUGGAGAAAAUCAAUCAAGAAAAUGUCUAUGCAGCUGGUACAGCCAUUGAGGCUAGUCUUAAACAGUUGGCUGAACGUCGUACCGAUAUUUUCGGUGUGGGUGAUGAGGAAACUGUAAUUGGUAAGAAAUUGGGUGAAGAGGAAACUAAAAAAGAUGAUCGUGUCACUUGGGAUGGUCAUACAUCAAGUGUUGAGGCAGCUACAAGGGCAGCCCGGGCCAACAUUACUUUGGAAGAUCAGAUUCAUCAAAUUCACAAGGUCAAAGGUCUGUUACCCGAUGAGGAGAAAGAGAAGAUCGGUCCCAAACCCGUGGGCAAUAAAUCUGGUGGCCAACAUCAAAACCAAAAUAAAUCUUCACAUGGUCCACCCCAGCAACAACAUCAAUCUCAUCAUCAACAGCAACAUCAAUCGUCCAAUCAACAGUCACACCAACAACAGCAGCAUAAUAUGCCAUCUCAACCCCCAGUUAUGAUGAUGCAAAUGCGUCCACCACCCAUGAUGCCGCCACCAUUCCCAGUACCGGGUUAUAUGGCACCCAUACCAUCUGCCGCCCCACCAAUUACCCCAGCACCAGCUGUCUUAGAUCAAAACAUUAUACCAAUGGCCCAGCCCAUUCCUGUCGAUGAUGAGCCACCAAAUAAGAAAUUACGUUCCGAAGAUAAUUUGGUACCAGAAGCUGAAUUUAUAGCCAUGCACAAGAGUCCCAUUACAAUACAAGUUCAAAUUCCUAACGUUAUUGACAAAUCAGAAUGGAAAUUAAAUGGUCAAACCAUUGCGGUAACCUUGGCCCUCACAGAUGCUGUGACUUUAUUGAAAAGUAAAAUACAAGAGGAGACUGGUAUGCCACCAGCCAAACAGAAAAUUUCUUAUGAGGGUAUGUUCUUUAAGGAUAACAACACAAUGGCUUUCUAUAACCUCCUGAGUGGAGCUACAGUUCAUUUGCAAAUCAAAGAACGUGGUGGACGUAAAAAGUGAACUAUU